This is a messenger RNA of Sorex fumeus (smoky shrew), 2596 nucleotides long. It is a transcript of the gene SLC37A3, whose product is annotated as solute carrier family 37 member 3. Gene Ontology annotation, biological process: transmembrane transport. Lineage: Eukaryota; Metazoa; Chordata; Mammalia; Eulipotyphla; Soricidae. The transcript is spliced from 14 exons. The record is from RefSeq and is a predicted model, not a curated record. Gene Ontology annotation, cellular component: endoplasmic reticulum membrane. Gene Ontology annotation, molecular function: transmembrane transporter activity. Bases 67 to 1539 code for a protein of 490 amino acids.
GAGGAGGAAAUGACGUGACUGGGUCGCUCUCUGGACGUGAGGCCACAGCAGGACUGUCAGGGCAGCAUGGCCUGGCCACGCCUGGUUCCCCGGGGCGCCGCGCCCUCCCGCCUCAGCCACCACCACGUGGUCGUCUUCCUGCUCACUUUCUUCAGCUACUCCCUGCUCCACGCCUCGAGAAAGACGUUCAGCAACGUCAAAGUCAGUAUCUCCAGGCAGUGGGCGCCCACCGCUGCCAAUGCGUCCGCGUCAGUGGAACUGCCCGUCGAGAUCUGGAGCCGCAAUCACCUGUUCCCCAGCGCAGAGGAGGCCACGCUCUUCCUCGGGACACUGGACACCAUCUUCCUCUUCUCCUAUGCUGUGGGCCUGUUCAUCAGCGGCGUCGUCGGCGACCGGCUGAACCUGCGAUGGGUGCUGUCCUUUGGCAUGUGCUCUUCUGCGCUGGUGGUGUUCGCCUUCGGCACGCUCACAGAGUGGAUGCACUUCUACAACAAGGGGCUGUACUGCUGCCUGUGGAUUGUGAACGGCCUGCUGCAGUCCACGGGCUGGCCCUGCGUGGUCGCCGUCAUGGGCAACUGGUUCGGGAAAGCCGGCCGUGGCGUGGUCUUCGGCCUCUGGAGCGCCUGUGCCUCGGUGGGGAACAUUCUCGGCGCGUGCCUUGCCUCUUCUGUCCUGCAGUAUGGCUACGAGUACGCCUUCCUGGUGACCGCAGCGGUGCAGCUCGCUGGUGGGAUCGUCAUCUUCUUUGGGCUCCUGGUGUCCCCGGAAGAGAUUGAGCUCGCCGAGGAAGACUCGCACCGGCCGCUCAUCGGUGGGACGGAGAAUGAGGAAGAGGAUGAGCGCAGUUACUCCAUCCAGGAGGGCGCAGCCGACCCCGCCCCGCCCGCCAAGGCCAUCGGCUUCCAUCAGGCUUGCUGCCUCCCCGGCGUCAUCCCGUACUCGCUGGCGUACGCCUGCCUGAAGCUGGUGAAUUACUCCUUCUUCUUCUGGCUGCCCUUCUACCUGAGCAACAACUUCGGGUGGAAGGAGGCUGAGGCAGACAAGCUGUCCAUCUGGUACGACGUGGGCGGGAUCAUCGGUGGGAUCCUGCAGGGCCUCAUCUCCGACCUGCUGCAGAAGCGUGCGCCCGUGCUGGCCCUCAGCCUGCUCCUGGCCAUCGGCUCGUUGGUGGGCUACAGCCGCUCUCCCAACGACAAGUCCAUCAACGCCCUCCUGAUGGCCGUGACAGGGUUCUUCAUCGGUGGCCCCUCGAACAUGAUUAGCGCUGCGAUCUCUGCGGACCUGGGUCGCCAGGAGCUGGUCCAAGGCAGCAGCGAGGCCCUGGCCACCGUCACGGGCAUCGUGGAUGGGGCGGGGAGCAUGGGUGCCGCCGUGGGCCAGUGUUUAGUGUCUCUGAUCCAGGACAACUUCGGGUGGAUGUGGGUUUUCUACUUCUUCAUUGUCAUGAUCAGCUGUACGAACCUGUUUAUCUCGCCGCUCAUCGUGCGGGAGAUCCGGCAUCUCGUGCAGAGGCAGCAGACGCACGCGCUGAGCGAGUGACCGGCGCUUGCGGGACAAGCGCUGCGAGAGCCCCUCGCCCGGGCCUGGCGUUUCUUGAAAACCCCCCUCGGGGGCUGUCUCUGGAAGCCCCCGGCAUCACCAAAGCUCGGGUGUCCCCCCAUGGUGCUGAGCAGCCCUGAGGCCGGGCUGUGUUUUUACACUACAGGAAUCACUGCUUCUUCUCCUUUGGGAUUCUGGGGCCAGAGCCGGUGCCGAUCGGGGCACACUCAUGGCUCUACACUCGCGGGACCGUGCGUGGUGCCAGGGAUUGAACCCGGGCCGGCUGCAUGGCAGGCCGGCACCUCCCCCGCCGACUCUACAGGAAUCACCGUGGAUGAUUUGGAUUGCCGAUGCAGAGCGCGCUGGAUACCCUGCGUGCCUGCCCAUACUUGGGCUGGUCCUGCUCCUUCCGGUGCCGCUGGGUCUCCAGCCUGGGAGCUGCUGCUGACCAGGAGGUUCCCGUGCCGGGCCAGUGGGGCCUCUGCCAGCGGCAGGCGGCCGUGGUGGACCAGGGACCGAGAUGGACUCAUCUUGGAGGCUUCCCGUCCACUGGAGCGGCCAGGCCGGAAACAGACAUCCCGGGGGGCACGAGACUCUUGAUUUCUCUGAACUCUGGCUCACAGGUCCAGGGGCUUGGUGUGGUGUCGGUAUCUGUCUCCUGUUGCACCUUAAGUUCUCGGGGGGGGUGGGGGUGUCCCCUGCAGCAGACGGGAGGUGGAGAAAAUGGAGACCCCCCUCUUUGCAGACUUUUGACCUGUCACUGCCUCCAUCCCGGGGCUGGAGGGCCGGCCAGCAUCUCUUCCUGGGAUUGUGGACGGCACGUCUCCAGGGAGAUGAAUUUUGUCUGCUGGCUGUGGACGUUUGAAGGUCGUCCGUGCGGAGGCCUCAGAUCCUUCGGCAAGCUGGGAGGAAAGCGCGCGCGGAUUCUCUGAAACGGGGUGUGGUCACGGACUCGCUCGCGUGUUAAACUGAGCCCAGCGGAUUUCCAAUCAGCUGGCUACUGACACAAAGGGAACAUAGGAAACAGGAAGAGAAAAUAAAGCGGCUUUUGUAUCAA